Molecule: messenger RNA, 330 nt
Organism: Aegilops tauschii subsp. strangulata
Lineage: Eukaryota; Viridiplantae; Streptophyta; Magnoliopsida; Poales; Poaceae
Source: RefSeq, a predicted model, not a curated record
AUGGAAUGCAUGACCGACAGCGACAACGGCGCAACUGAGAGAUUUUCUGGAAGGGUCGAGGAGAUCUGGGAGAUUGACUACUCUGGACUGCACAACACGACGAUGUUCCAUAGCCCUGCCCUCGCCGCGCCCCUGAGCUCGCCCCCAACCCCGGCGCUCUCCCCCGACCCCGGCCCCGACCCCGACCCCGUCCCCGGCCCCGGCUCCGACCCCGGCGCUCGCCCCGACCCUGGCCCCGACCCCAACGCGCCACGCUUCCCUCCUCUGAUUCCUCCCCUCCCAACCUCGGCCGUCAUCGGGCCUACCUCCUCGCCCCUGCACCCUCUGUAA